Molecule: messenger RNA, 1298 nt
Organism: Scophthalmus maximus (turbot)
Lineage: Eukaryota; Metazoa; Chordata; Actinopteri; Pleuronectiformes; Scophthalmidae
Gene: ndufa10
Product: NADH:ubiquinone oxidoreductase subunit A10
Exons: 10
Coding region: 84-1151 (355 amino acids)
Biological process (GO): mitochondrial electron transport, NADH to ubiquinone
Cellular component (GO): cytoplasm
Source: RefSeq, a predicted model, not a curated record
ACGUAUUAUUCAGUCGCCGUCAGGGCUAGCGGUGAUUCCUCGGGUCAGGUCGGUCGGAGGGAUCUUUGGAGGACAGUUCAGUCAUGGCGCUGCGGGUGAUCCGGCUGGUGCCCCCGUCGGGAGCUGCUGCUGUCAGAGCGCUGAACACAGCACAGAAGGCAGGUGUUCACACAAGUUCCGCGAGAAGCCUCCAGUAUGGCUGGUUGUCCUAUAUUCUGGGCGAGAGGACGACGCCACGGUUAAGUCAGUACAGCAAAAUCAUCUCUGUGGACGGCAACUUGGCUUCGGGGAAAGGAGCGCUGGCCCAGAAACUGGCCGACCAGCUGGGGAUGCUCUACAUGCCCGAGGCCGACACGACCUACGUGGACAAGAUGAUGGGGGAGAAGGAGCCGCUCCCCGAGAUCUUCAACGGGAUGUGCAACCUGGAGAAGUUCUACAAGGACCCCAAAGCUGCAGACGGAAACAGCUACAGGCUGCAGCUGUGGAUGUAUCUCAUGAGGCUGCUUCAGUACUCCGACGCCCUGGAACACUUGAUCAGCACAGGCCAAGGCGUGAUCCUGGAGCGUUCCCCCUACAGCGACGUGGUCUUCCUGGAUGCCAUGUUCAAAGAGGGCUACAUCAGGAAGGCGUGUGUGCAGCACUACAACGAGGUGAAGGGCAUCAGCAUCUGUGAGUUCCUGCCUCCUCACCUCGUCAUCUACUUAGACGUUCCCGCCGAGGAAGUGCAGAAGAAUUUGAAACAGAGCAGCAAGCCUUAUCUUCAGGACGUGCCCCUGACGUAUCUGAAGAGCAUCGAGGAAGCAUACAAAAAGUCUUUUCUGCCCCAGAUCAGCGAAACAUCAGAGCUGCUCACUUACAACACAACCCAAGCCCAAGAUGUUGAAAAGAUCUUAGAAGACAUUGAAAUUUUGAAGUUCAACAAAGGGCCGUGGUUGGAGCAGGACGAUGUCACCUUCCACUACCUGAGGGUGCUUGUGGAGAACAAGCAGCAUGUUGCAUCGCUGCCCCACAUACCCCGUUUCCUGCCAGAGAUAACCGUCGGGGCCCACGAAGACGACAAAAAAUACUACGCCUACAGAGGGCUUCCUGGUAAGAUGUACGCGCGUGGUUAUAAUGCAGAUAUUGGAGACAAAAACAUCUGGUUCAAGUAAACGAGUUCACAGGCUGAUGUCACUAAGCUGAUCUGCUCGCCGGGUGAACUCCGGACCGCUCGUCUGGUAUUGAUCCGCUUGUCCUCUGUUGUACAUCCUAAAUAAUAUGUGUAUGUAUUAAAAUAAUAAAUUUUGAAAUCAAGUAAA